AGCUGUUGUGGAGAACACUCAGAAUGGGAGGCAAAAUCACUUAUCUCCUCCUGCUGGUGGGAGCAGUCGUGACUGCCCAAUGCCAGGGCUUACGUGUGCGUUCCAAACGGGGAGCCAGAUCUAGAGCCAUUUGCAAAGACAAUUCAUCUGGAGAAAUUUACCAGCACAGGGGAACCUGGUUGAGGCUUUCAGGGAGCAGAAUAGAAUACUGUAGGUGUGACACUGGUCGGAGUCGCUGCCACACUGUGCCUGUUAGAGCCUGCAAUAGAAAUAAAUGCUACAAUGGAGGCCAAUGUUCACAGGCAUAUUAUUCCCCACAACUCUUCAUCUGCCAGUGCCAUCAGGGUUUCUCAGGGAAGCAGUGUGAAAUAGAUACCAAAGUUAAAUGCUACAAAGACACUGGAGCGGCAUACAGGGGUACCUGGAGCAUGACAGAGAGUGGAACUGAAUGUUUGAAUUGGAAUAGCAAUAGGUUGAUGGACCAGAGGUACAGCGGCCAAAGAGAGGAUGCUGCUGAGUUGGGAUUGGGCAAUCACAACUAUUGCAGAAACCCAGAUGAGGAUUCCAGACCUUGGUGCUAUGUCUAUAAAGGGGGAAGGUACACCUGGGAACACUGCAGUGUGCCCUCCUGUUCAAAAGUUAGGAACAACAACUGCAAAUUUGGAAGAGGUACAGAUUACCGAGGCAGCCACAGUGUUACCAGUUCUGGAGCUACCUGUUUGAAGUGGAAUUCUGUAAUCCUUAUCAAUAAGAUUUAUACUGCUUGGAGAAGAGAUGCUUACCAGCUGGACCUUGGUAGUCACAAUUUCUGCAGGAAUCCUGACAAUGACAGCAAGCCCUGGUGCCAUGUCCUGAAAGGAAAUCAGCUCACAUGGGAGUACUGCAAAGUGCCUACUUGCUCCACCUGUGGCAUCCGGCAGCACAGAGUGCAGCAGUACAGGGUCCAAGGUGGCUCCUACACAGACAUUGCAGCUCACCCAUGGCAAGCUGCCAUCUUCGUGAAGUAUCGCCGAGCGCCUGGAGAGCGUUUCCUCUGUGGGGGAAUUCUCAUCAGUUCCUGCUGGGUUCUGUCAGCUGCUCACUGCUUUGAGGAAGGCUUUAGUUCAGAUGAGCUGAAGAUUGUGCUGGGUAGGACUUCCCGAGCAGCUUCUGAGGAAAAUGAACAAAUAUUUCAAGUGCAGAAAUACACUGUGCAUCGGCAAUUUGACUCAGAAAAUUUCGACAAUGAUAUUGCUCUGCUGCAGUUGAACUCAGAUGCAGAAGACUGUGCUGUCGAAACAGACACUGUCCGUGCUGCCUGUCUCCCCACACCAGAACUGCAGCUGCCUGACUGGUCUGAAUGUGAGAUCUCUGGCUAUGGCAGAAAUGAAGAAUUUUCUCCAUUCUAUUCAGAGCACCUGAAGGAAGGUCAUGUCAGGCUAUUCCCGGCCAGUCGGUGCACAGCACAGCACCUAGACAACAGGACUGUUACAGACAAUAUGUUGUGUGCAGGAGACACGAGGAACCUGGAUGAUGCCUGCAAGGGUGACUCUGGAGGGCCUCUGGUCUGUAUGAAGGAUGGUCGAAUGUACCUAAUUGGAAUCAUCAGCUGGGGAAUAGGCUGUGGCCGCAGAGACAUACCUGGUGUUUACACAAAAGUGAAUCGUUAUCUUGACUGGAUUCAGAACACCAUGAAACCCUGAGAAAGAAAGAUGAACUCUUCACA
Messenger RNA from Acanthisitta chloris (rifleman), 1705 nucleotides. RefSeq names its product plasminogen activator, tissue (gene PLAT). The transcript has 13 exons. The coding region runs from base 24 to 1682 and encodes 552 amino acids. NCBI's taxonomy places the organism in Eukaryota, Metazoa, Chordata, Aves, Passeriformes, Acanthisittidae. The record is from RefSeq and is a predicted model, not a curated record. Gene Ontology annotation, biological process: plasminogen activation; smooth muscle cell migration. Gene Ontology annotation, cellular component: extracellular region. Gene Ontology annotation, molecular function: serine-type endopeptidase activity.